Messenger RNA from Dentiscutata erythropus, 135 nucleotides. NCBI's taxonomy places the organism in Eukaryota, Fungi, Glomeromycota, Glomeromycetes, Diversisporales, Gigasporaceae. The record is from the annotation of a GenBank genome assembly.
AAGAACAUUAUCUGAGUCGAUUAUCUUCUACUUGCAGAGAAGAUUCCUUUUCAGAGUUAUCUAUUCCAGAUUCGCCACCUCCACCUUACCCAGGUCUUGUGGGAAUAUCAGAUUCAUUCACAACAGCUCCAGAAG